AAACUCGCCCGGCGCCCAUGCGCAGGGGGAUUCCGCCAGGCCCGCCGCACACCAACAUGGCGCCCUAGAUCCGCCGAGCCACUGUCACCGCGGCCUAGGGAGGCGGCCGCCGCCGUCGUCGUAGUCGCCAUCAUGUCCCGGCACAGGAAUGUCCGAGGCUAUAACUACGACGAAGAUUUUGAAGAUGAUGAUGUGUAUGGCCAGUCAGUAGAAGAUGAUUAUUGUAUUUCUCCUUCGACAGCAGCUCAAUUUAUCUACUCCAGACGAGACAAACCAGCAACACAUGGUGAGCCAUUAGAAGAAGACUACGACUAUGAAGUUACAGAUGAUACUGCUGAUGACUCCAGUCAUCAGUUAACUGAAGUUGAUAGAGCACGACUUAAUUCAUGCCUUGAUCAAAUGAGAGAAGUUUUGGCAGAGUCUGUACCAGAGCAAACAAUGGUGCAAGCAGUACUGGAUAAUAAAUUUGAUGUACAGAAGGCUUUGGAUUUUGUGCUUUCACAAGACAAUAAGCAAAAUGUGAAGACCAAGAAUCAGGAUGCUGCAAUUGUAAGAAAGACAACAAAAGGAAAAACAAGGGAUUCUCAGUCAGCCAGAACGGAAUCUGAAAUUGUGCCAAAAGUUACCAAAAUGACAGUGUCUGGAAAGAAACAGUCUAUGGGAUUUGAAGUUCCAUGUGUGGUUGCUGAAGAAAACGGCCAUACUAACACACCUCAUAAAGGACUCUUAACUGAGGAUGCCCGUGCAGCUUCUGGGGUACUUGAGGCAGUCUCAAAAUCUACUUCUUCACCCCAAGUAGUGCAGGGUUCAGAAGAGCAGAAUACAGUGCCUACUCCAGUAAAAAAGUCGAGCAAGACAAAACCACAAAUAGAUGUGAAAGCCGAGUUGGAGAAGAGACAAGGAGGGAAGCAACUUCUUAAUUUGGUGGUAAUAGGACAUGUUGAUGCAGGUAAAAGUACUUUAAUGGGUCAUCUUCUCUACCUUUUGGGAAAUGUGAACAAAAGAACUAUGCACAAAUAUGAACAGGAAUCUAAGAAGGCUGGCAAGGCUUCGUUUGCCUAUGCAUGGGUUUUGGAUGAAACUGGCGAAGAAAGAGAAAGGGGAGUGACAAUGGAUGUGGGUAUGACCAAAUUUGAGACAAAGACUAAAGUAAUCACACUGAUGGAUGCUCCAGGCCACAAAGACUUCAUUCCAAAUAUGAUCACUGGAGCUGCACAGGCUGAUGUGGCUAUUUUGGUUGUGGAUGCUAGCAGAGGAGAGUUUGAAGCAGGGUUUGAGACAGGUGGACAAACUCGAGAACAUGGAUUAUUAGUGCGCUCUCUUGGAGUGACCCAGCUAGCUGUGGCAGUCAAUAAAAUGGACCAGGUCAAUUGGCAACAGGAAAGAUUUCAGGAAAUUACGAGUAAGCUUGGCCAGUUUCUCAAACAAGCUGGGUUUAAGGAAUCAGAUGUGGCUUAUAUCCCAACCAGUGGCCUUGGUGGUGAAAAUCUGGUCACAAGAGGUCAGUCAAGUGACCUCACACAGUGGUAUAAAGGAAAGUGUCUGCUAGAGCAAAUUGAUUCUUUCAAGCCACCACAGAGAUCAGUGGAUAAACCGUUCAGGUUGUGUGUUGCUGAUGUUUUCAAAGACCAAGGAUCAGGAUUUUGUGUGACUGGUAAAAUAGAAGCAGGAUAUAUUCAGGUUGGAGAACGACUUCUGGCAAUGCCUCCCAAUGAAACUUGCACUGCAAAAGGAAUCACACUGCACGAUGAACCAGUUGAUUGGGCUGCAGCAGGAGAUCACGUUAGUCUCACUUUGACCGGCAUGGAUAUCAUCAAAAUCAAUGUUGGUUGUGUCUUUUGUGAUCCCAAGGAGCCCAUUAAAGUUUGCACUCGUUUCAGAGCUCGAGUUCUCAUCUUCAAUAUUGAGGUUCCAAUCACUAAGGGAUUUCCUGUGCUUUUACACUAUCAAACCAUAAGUGAACCUGCUACUAUUAAAAAACUCUUGAGUGUCCUGCACAAAAGCACUGGUGAAGUGACAAAGAAAAAACCUAAGUUCUUGGCUAAAGGUCAGAAUGCUCUAAUAGAACUACAAACUCAAAGACCUGUUGCUCUAGAGCUAUAUAAAGAUUUUAAAGAGCUUGGAAGAUUUAUGUUACGCUAUAGUGGUUCCACUAUUGCUGCAGGAGUUGUCACAGAGAUUAAAGAAUGACAGUGGUGCCAGAACUUCCACCAUCCAACCAAAAUGCAAACUUCUUUUUAAGAAUUCAGUUACUUCAGUUGAAGGAACAAGUGCAGUUAACUGGGGAGAAGAUGAUGAUGAUGAUGACAAAAGUUAAUAGUGUGGGAUGCCUGGAGAGCACUUCAUCAGUCUCUCUGCUGCAGAACAAGAUGCCAACUGACAAGGAACUGCUAAUGUUGCACUUCUCAAUCUUAAGAGUCUCAUCUGUUCCUCCCUGUGGAAUAUAGCCCUUGGACAGCUUGAUGGAAAAAUCUUAGAAAGCUAAAUUAGAGAAAAAGAUGAUGAAAGAUGUUUCAUGAUUCAUCAUCAUGAAACAAACUCCUUACUUCCAGAUAUAAAUUGUUUACAUGUUUUCUUUGAUUUGCUUUUUUGCUGCACAUUAACUCAGUAAAAUAACUUUAUUGGUCUAAUAUAUUUUUAGGUUUGAGUUGAAUGGGUGUUCAGGGGAAAAAAAAUAAUAUUUACUUUGUUUUCAAGAGAAUGGCAUGUAGUAUUAUCCCAGGAUUGUUUUCCCUGUAUCAAAAUUUAUUUAAAAAAAUAAUUUUCUUUUGCUGUGUAGUGGAAGCUGUGCCAACAUUGGCUAAUUUUAUUUUUUAAACUGUCAGAAUAAUAAAAUAACUUUGUCUGAGCAUA
Messenger RNA from Calypte anna (Anna's hummingbird), 2853 nucleotides. RefSeq names its product HBS1 like translational GTPase (gene HBS1L). The coding region runs from base 133 to 2190 and encodes 685 amino acids. The record is from RefSeq and is a predicted model, not a curated record. Gene Ontology annotation, biological process: translation. The transcript has 18 exons. NCBI's taxonomy places the organism in Eukaryota, Metazoa, Chordata, Aves, Apodiformes, Trochilidae. Gene Ontology annotation, molecular function: GTP binding; GTPase activity.